ACAGAAAACACGGAAGUAGUACGAAAGAGACCACAAAGGCACCGGUUGCCAUGCCAACAGAACACAAGUCCUUCUAGAAUCUUCAAGAUAGAAUUAAGGGGUGAGCUGGUGUGGCUCUGGACAGCAGAAAUAAAAAUGUCUUCACUGCAUCCCUCUUACGGAGCAGACAGGGCUUUGGUUUCAGAGGCUGAUGUUGCUGCCAAAUUACAAAAAGCAGAAAUGAGGAGGAGGAGGGCACAGCAGAGCCCAUAUAAAGUGCCAAACAACAAGACCGUUUUUGCACUGAGUGCAGAGGAAGCGGCAAACCGUAGAGAGGAGAUGCGAAAAUUUCUGGCGCUGCCAAUUGAAGAAAAGGCAACCCACGCUGCAAGAGCGCUGGCCAAGCUGAAGAAUGAGCUGGUGGGAGAACUGGAGGAGGGGGAGGAGGAAAACGAGAAGAAGAAAAGUCUGAAGCAAAUCAGGAGUAAAGCAGCUUUCCCUAAACAAACGCGGAGCACACACGAGCUGAAAAUCACCACGGCGAAAGGAGAGAAACUCACAAAAGAAAGCAGACAUGAAUUACUCCUCAUGGAACGGCAACAAGCAGUCUUGGAGUUGUCUCAGAUGACUAAACGUUCUGAGAUCCUGAAGAUGGAGAAGGCUGUUGCAAAAGAAGAAAGAAAGCUGAAGCAACUUGAGAAGCUCAUCGAAAGGGACAACCAAAAGUUUGAAGAGUUCCUCAGGGAGAAUGAGAGGAAGUCAGUGGAAGCCAGAGCUCUUUUUGAACGGGAGGAAAAAUCAAAACAGGAGAAGAAUGCCGCGAUCAAGAAGCUGACCGCUGAGAUGAGGACCAUUCAAAGUGAACUUGAGAAGUAUGAAGACGCUCUGACAGACUACCUGAAGUACAAGGACUUCCUGUUCAGACUUUCUCCUCCAGAGUGGCAGGAUGAGAAGAAGAGCAAAGACUCAAAGGUUAAAUCGUCGUCCGAACAGAAUGACGGACAGGAAGUGGAACCUUCUGAGACGGGUUUGGAGAGGAAGCUUCCCCCUGUCAGAGUGACCAGAGAGAAAACAUGUUCACCGGAUUCUGACAGUUUAGAGGAUAAGCCAGAGCUUUAUUUCACCGAUCCCCAGCAGCUACUGGACCUGAUGUCAGAGCUGACGGAGCAGAACCUGUCCCUGAUUCAGAACUCUGCGAGGGCAGGGGAGGCGCUGGAGAAACUCCGGCAGACCGUGGACACGACCAGGAGGAAGAUUGAAAACGAGGAGGAGAAGAUAGCCCUGCAGAUUAAAGAGCUGAACCAGAAACUCGACAAAGAGAAGGCGAGAGGCGCGAAGCUCGAACAGAUGGUCCAGCUUCAUGUUUCACUGAGCUCACAGGACCAAGACGAAAUGUUGCAUGCCCUCGAUGAAAAGGUGACAGAGGUUUACAGCGCCUGUGUGGAAAACAGGAUCACCGACCUCAGCACCUUGCAGAAGGUGGCAAAAAUCGAGAGUCGCGUUUUCUCGCUGCUGCAGAGCCUGGAAGGCAUGCCAGUAGAGAGACUGGCGGUGGUUAAGAAGGUCAAGGACAGCGAGAAGAGGAGCAGGAUGCGUGAGGAAAAGCUGAUGGAGCAGAGAGAGAAACAAAAGGAACGGAUGAGGAGGUAUCUGGAGAGAUCCUUGGCUGACUCCAAGAAAAUUAGUGGGAAGAAGCUCAUGCCUAGAUGCAUGCCUGCUGUGAAGAAAGUCGAGGUCGCCGAUGUGGACAACAAGCCCGCUGAGGACGACAUCAACGAUUACCUCUUUGGCUUGGAUGACACGGAGUGACAAAAGCAACAGGAAGUGAUGCGGAGGAAUUAUUUUUACAGCACCUGAGAAAGAAUGUAUUUUUUUUUUUCUUUUUUUUUAAGAAAGUGAUACUGACUGUUGGAUUCUUUUAAUGUUUUAUAUCUUACAAAUCUAUCCUUUAAUGUUAGGAUUUUACUUUUGGUGCCAAACAUUAAGGCUUUGUUAGAAAGCAAAAGGUUUAGAAAUCAUGCUGCAUAUUAUUAGCACUGAGUGUUUAUUUAAUGCAACACCUCUCUGCAAAUUUGUAAGAAAUGCUUCUUUUAAUUUUACCAAACAUUUUACUGUGCUAUCACAAACCAACAGGUCCAGAACAAUACACACCAACCAUCUGUCAUACAAGCAAACACACACAACUAUCCUAAUUAAACCUAUUACAUUAAACGAUGCAUACUGGCUUUUUUUAAUAGUCCAAAAUAGAACUAUCCAUCCAUUUUUUUUACACCUUUGCCACUAAUGGUGUUGGGAGGGUUGCUGACUGUCUCAGUUUGUGUUGCAUCCAGUGUCUCACAGGUUGGUUCUUUCUUGAGGACCCAAGGUAUGAAUUCUGGCUCAAUUUUUCUACUUCCUGGCCCCAAAUUGUAUGUCCAGUUCCCAUAUGUAAUGACAUAGUUUUCAAAGUAAUCAUCUUCCCAUCCUGGAGUCUUUCACAGGCUUACGCUUAGAUGAGCGUUUCUUCUGCCUUAGUGAGGACCGGUCAACCACUGGAAAUGAUUCACUGGUCACCAGAAAUCAUAAUUUCAAAUACCUUUAAACUUUGAAUCCUCAGAUAAGUUGAAAGGAAGGCGUCAUGAAUGUAGAGCAGGAGCAUGAAAAGAAGGACAUUUAAACUGUUCCUUUUGUUAUACAAAAAGCGGUAAAAUUAUAUUUUUAGUAAACAAAUUAAAUGAAUUGCUAAAAAAGGGCAAAGAAUAUCAGAAAUGCAUUGAAGCAUUGCUGCAAGUUCAUAUCCCUAGCUCCAACAUCAGCGAUAUUUUUUUACCUGCGGUCAAGACCAUUAAUCUGUGGUCCCAAAUUUUCCUUUAAAUUAAAGUUUGCAUUUCAUUUAAAAGUCAAAGUCCCAGAGACUGGAGCAAGAGAAGAGAGGUGCAGAAUCCAUGCUGCUUGAAGUAUGUAUGGAGUUCACACAAUCAGUGAUGAUUUGGGCUGCUAUUUUU
Poecilia reticulata (guppy) is the source of this 2963-nucleotide messenger RNA. Lineage: Eukaryota; Metazoa; Chordata; Actinopteri; Cyprinodontiformes; Poeciliidae. The record is from RefSeq and is a predicted model, not a curated record.